Fusarium musae is the source of this 1119-nucleotide messenger RNA. RefSeq lists its product as uncharacterized. Gene Ontology annotation, biological process: carbohydrate metabolic process. NCBI's taxonomy places the organism in Eukaryota, Fungi, Ascomycota, Sordariomycetes, Hypocreales, Nectriaceae. Bases 1 to 1119 code for a protein of 372 amino acids. The record is from RefSeq and is a predicted model, not a curated record. The transcript has 3 exons.
AUGCUCAUCGGAGCCGAAUACGGCCUUUCCUAUCUGACAGAGAUGGCAGACACCAUGAUCGCAAAGGGCGUCGAACCGGAUCUUGGAUAUCAAGACGCUGUUCUCUAUCUCGGAUUCGAAAAGGCUUAUGAACUUUCUGGCGACCAGAAGUAUCUGGACUGGUACAUCGGCCAGAUCGACGGUCCCGUUGUUCAAGAGGAUGGCACCAUCAAAGGUCUCAACACAUCGCGGUAUAUCCUUGAUGAGUACCGAAUGGGGCACAACUACCUAUAUCUUUACAAUCAAACCGGAGAGACGAAAUAUGAGACGGCCGCCAAUACGGUCAGACACAUGCUGGACUCUUAUCCUCGGACUCCUUCCGGGGGCUUCUGGCACCAGCAAUUCUUUCGCAAUCAAAUGUGGCUAGAUGGUAUCUAUAUGGCUGAUUCAUUCUAUGCCAGAUGGACGCAUCUCUAUGACGCAGAUAAUGAGACAGCCUGGGACGAUAUACUUCUACAGUACGAACUCAUACACGAGAACACCAUCAAUGAGACAACAGGCCUUCACGUGCACGGAUGGGUCGAAGGAACAGCAUCAUGGGCAGAUCCAGAAACUGGCCGAGCGCCCAAUGUAUGGGGACGUGCUCUUGGCUGGUACUUCAUGUCCCUCGUCGAAGUCCUGCAGUACUUCCCCACGUCACAUCCGGGGUAUGACCAGCUACUCGGGUACCUUGGAUCAGUCGCAAAGGGCCUCAAAGACUCCCGCGAUCCAGAUCUUGGCAGCUGGUGGCAAGUCAUGAAUGAACCUUACCCCGGACGCGAAGGCAACUUUAUGGAGAGCAGCGGCUCCUCCAUGUUUACGUGGGGUUUACUGAAAGCUGUUGAUUUGGGAUAUCUCGACUCAGAUGGCUUUCUCGAAACUGCUAAGUAUGCGUUCACAAGCUUGAUUGACAACUUUGUUACCGAAGGCGACGAUGGAUCAUUGGUGCUAAACAGCACGGUCGCUGAAUGUGGUUUGACUAGUUCAAAUGUCACGUUUGAAUACUACGUCAGCAGACCGAAGCUGGAGAAUGGGCAGAAUGGCGUAGGGCCGUUUAUGCUUGCUUCUUUUGAAUGGGAGUCAUGGGCAAAGGACGCAUGA